This is a messenger RNA of Lactuca saligna, 1808 nucleotides long. The record is from the annotation of a GenBank genome assembly. Lineage: Eukaryota; Viridiplantae; Streptophyta; Magnoliopsida; Asterales; Asteraceae.
UUAUUAAGGCCUUUGUAGCUGAGAUGGGCUUUUGGACCAUGUAGGCCCGGAUCGUCCAGGGAUAGGGUCUUGUGAUGACCAAGGAUAGCGUCUCCUCUGUUCCCUUCCCGGUAUCUGCUUUUUUCUAAAUCGCGCCAUCGGCGACGGAGGUUCGUUGGGAAUUCCGUUACACAUGUCUGUAUGUUUCAGCUUGAUAAACUCUUCAAUUCCAUGGCAUCUUCUUGAUCCCAAGUAUGAAGCUUGGUCACUCAAAUAGCUUUACAAGCACAAGUCGUAGUUUCAACAAAUGGAAGCUUAUCUAUCUACUAGAUAAGUGUUAAAUGCGUGUUGCUAUAAGCAGUAAAAAGGUGAAAGUAAAUCAGAAAUGUGGUAGGAGGUGUUAGAGUGUAUGGAAAAGGGCAUGAGGCAGAGACAGCAAAGAAAUAGUGAUGGAUUGCGCACUAUAUGGACACCUGAAAUGGACAGAUAUUUCAUCGACCUGAUGCUAGAAGAAGCUGGAAAAGGGAACAGGAUUGAUGAUCAUUUAUUUAGUAAACGAGCAUGGAACCACAUGACGCUCUUGUUUAAUACAAAAUUCAGGUUUGAAUAUGAAAAAGAUGUUUUGAAAAACCGACACAAAACAUUAAGAAACGUGUACAAGGUAAUAAACAAGCUCCUUGCCCUAGAUGGGUUUACCUGGGACCAUACUCGACAAAUGGUGACCGCCAAUGAUGAAGUCUGGGACGAUUAUAUCAAGGUACACCCAGGUGCUCGGUCAUACAGAAUAAAAAGCAUUCCGUAUUACUAUGAUUUAUGUGAGAUAUAUAAAAAAAAUGUAUCCGGUAUUGUUGAUACUUGUUGUGGUAUUAUUGUUGUUGAUGGGUUUAUGAUGGAUGAAGAGGUUGAGAAGGGAGGGAGAGGGAGUCGGACAUAUUGGGAGCCAGGGAUGGAUGGAUACUUGAUUGAGCUGAUGGUGGCCCAGCUUCAGAAAGGAAACCAGAUAGACGGCUUGUUCCGCAAGCAAGCAUGGAUGGAGAUGAUCAACUCCUUUAACCACAGGUUUGGUUUCAAGUAUGAUCUUCAUACUCUCAAGAACCGAUACAAGACCUUUAAAAGACAAUAUAACACCAUAAACAAGCUUCUCGGAUCACAAGGCUUUUUCUGGGAUGAUUUACGCCAAAUGGUGAUUGCUGAUGAUCACACCUGGCAGGGUUACAUCCAGACAAAUCCAGAUGCACGCCAAUACAUGACACGACCAGUGCCUUAUUACAAGGAUUUGUGUAUUGUAUUUGUAUGCAAAGAGACUCUUACUACUGUUUCAGCAGCAGAUGAUCAGCAGGAGUCUCCCCAUAACUCCUCUGUUGCUGUAGAACAUGUGAUUGAAGCUAUUCAGGGCUUACCUGACAUGGAUGAUGACCUCAUCUUGGAUGCUUGUGAUUUUCUCGAAGAUGAUAAAAAAGCCAAAACAUUUUUAACCUUGGAUCUUAGACUAAGAAGGAAGUGGCUAAUUAGGAAACUUCGCCCCCAACCUUCAACUACUACUUAAAUAAUUUUGUAUUUUGUUGUGAAAUUACAAAAACAUAGGACAAGAUACGCCCUUUUCCUUAAUCGAUCAUAAAAGAGAUUUGCAAAUCCGUUGAUAGGAAGAGCAAUGUGUAGCCACUGUGGUACUGCGACCAAUGAGAAAUAUAGGCAUCUAAACCUACUUUUCUGUCGACCAAUGACAGCAUUUUUGUAUACAUCUUGAUUGCAUGAUUAAAGAUAAAAAAUUAUUUGCAGCUUCCUAUAUGAUUGUUUGUAUCUUCUGAGUUUUGUUUAACUUUAAGUAC